Messenger RNA from Seminavis robusta, 420 nucleotides. NCBI's taxonomy places the organism in Eukaryota, Bacillariophyta, Bacillariophyceae, Naviculales, Naviculaceae. The record is from the annotation of a GenBank genome assembly.
AUGGCCUACGAAAGGAGGAAGCGAGGGAAGCAAGCUGAGAGACGGGAACGGGAAACAUCGUCGCCCUUGACGAUUCUCCAUGCGGACGAUGAUUCGGUAGAAGUGAACGUGGCUCCUGAUCCGAGGACCGGCGAUUUAUUCUUUGCUGCUGUCAAGGCCAAGGAGAGGGAAUUGCUAUACCAAAAGCUAGUUUUGGAAGGGUGCCAAAGGGAAUUGAACGAGUUGAAGGAACGGCUAGAGGUGGAGACUGACCCUGAAGGACGAGAAGUAUUGGUCGAAACCGCAAGGAAAUUUGCAAUUGCCUUUCACGGGAAAAAGGCCCAAUUCCUCUCCUCGUACAGUGACUGGAGGUCCUCCAUGCUAAAAUGUGAUCAUGAUGUCUUGCGGCAGCAGACAUCUGACAAGGGACGCAAGGGGUAA